This is a messenger RNA of Paramecium tetraurelia, 1155 nucleotides long. RefSeq lists its product as uncharacterized. NCBI's taxonomy places the organism in Eukaryota, Ciliophora, Oligohymenophorea, Peniculida, Parameciidae. The record is from RefSeq and is a predicted model, not a curated record. The transcript has 3 exons.
AUGUUCAAUUAUUCAACAUCCUAUUUUGCGAAUUCCAAUGAAAAAAACAACUAGUUGAAAGAGAAAAUCUAUAGUGCUCUUUAUUAGUCUCCAAACACAUCCUAUGAUGUUAUGAAGUGGAUUCCGAGCAAUGAUAUUUCAAAUCUCUCUGUGUCGAUCGAAUAGGAAAUCGAUAAAAUUCUAUAGGUGGUGCCUCCCUUUCAAUUUUAACCUAAUAAACAGACCUCCUUUCAAAAUUUUUAAACCUAACAAUAUGUUGAUCGACAACCUCUAACAAAUUUGAAUUCAAGUUAAACAAAGUAUUCUGAAAACAUUUGUGAACCUGAAGUACAACAAAUCGAAUAUCCCUAAAUGUAAAGCAAUUCGAAACAAAUGAGAAGAGAACAACAACCUCCUUCGAAGUAGAAUUAAUACAUUCAGGAUUUGAUAAAUAGAUAUUAAGAACCUCCGAAAAAUGCUUUUUAAGAAGAUUACAAUAAUCCAUCUAGCAAUAUUGAGGAGGAGUAUGAUGUCAAUACUCAAUAGUCAGUCACUAAUAGAGAUUCUCGAGAUAAAGGAGGCUUAAUUAAAUAAGGAAAAUACAAAAGUAAUGAAUUUUCUAAGUUGACUGAACAAUAAACGUGUUUAAAUUAAAGCGUUGGUAAUUCCUUUAUAUUAGACACGUUAAUUAGUGAAGAAACAAUCAAAUAAACAAAUUCAGUAGAAGUUGAAAACUAACCCUUUAACACAAGUUAGAAUUGGGCAAAGAUGAAGAUAAGAAAAGAGGCCAAAUAAAACGAAAACUAUAAAACACAAAACUUUUAAGAUCUUCUAUAUUCCUUACCCUCCUUCUUCAUUCAUUAGACUGAGGGUGAAAUAAAAGUUGACAAAUUAAGAGCUUAAGAUAAUCAAGAAGGAUAGUAUUACCAAUCCUUUGAACUUACUGUCAAUCCAUUCAAAUUGAUUGGACCAAUUAAUUUUAAAAAGCAUCUUAAAAUUCAUGUGAGAUUCAAGAAAGGUUACUAGGGUGUAGUUUAUUACGAUCGACAAUUGUAAAAUGUUAUUCCACAAAAUUAAGUUGAUGGAAUAACAUUAAAAAAUGAACCAUUUUUGUUGGCAAAUAAUUCUGACAAACCCAUUAAGGUGAUUUGCUGCAUAGUUGGAAUUAAAAAAUGA